AUUAACGACUUCGCUGAUUUUAUACUUCGUAAUUUACUUAACCGCGUCAUAAUUACAUGCUUUUUGUCUCUUUACAGAAUAUGAGCGAAACGCCGGGUUCAGAAAAAGGGAAGAACCAUGAAAUUAAGUACCGAUAUGGCACGGAACGUUGCCUACCCGUUGAAAAUAAGUUGACACCACUAAAUGACAACUAAAUGAGGGGGCGAAUGAGGUGAUGGAGUGGAUAUCGUGGGAUGUCGUCUGAUCUCCGCACUAAAUACUUCCUCAUUCCUUAUUUAAGCGUUCUUUCUCUCCUUACUUCCUCUUCCUCACCACUCUCACUAAAGUCUUUCAUUCACUUCGUUCCCGUUUCCAAUCGCACUUUUUUCCAAUUUUACGCAAUGCGUUUCGCAAACUCCAUCUUGGUCGGUGGCCUCACAGCAUCCGCUUUCGCAGCUCCUGCUGCAAAAUCCAGCCGCACUGCCUCUGGAAAGUUGCAAUGGAUCGGAGCUAGCGAGUCUGGAGCGGAAUUUGGACAAGGAAACCUUCCUGGUGUUGUGGGAACCGAUUACACCUUCCCAAGCACCUCUGCUAUCCAAACUUUGAUCGAUGGUGGCAUGAACAUUUUCCGUGUUCCAUUUCUCUUUGAGCGCAUGGCCCAAGGCAGCUUAACCGCUACUCUCGAUGCCACUUAUCUUGCUAGCUACAAGGAAGUCAUCGAUUACAUCACCGCCGCCGGUGCCAGCGCAGUCUUGGACGCUCAUAACUAUGGACGUUACAACGGUAACAUUAUCACUUCCACCUCCGACUUUGGCAGCUUCUGGGGCAAGCUAGCCGCUGUAUUUGCCAAAAACGACAAAGUCAUCUUUGACUGCAACAACGAGUUCCACGACGAACCCACCGCUACUAUCUACGCUGAGCUUAACCAAGCAUGCGUUACUGCUGUUCGUGGCGCUGGCGCAACCUCCCAAUACAUCUUUGUUGAGGGUAAGUCCACCUUUUAAACUUCUCUAGCCUUUUAAUACUAAAAUGUUACUUAGGAACUUCGUACACUGGUGCAUGGACCUGGACUUCAUCUGGAAACUCCGUUUCCAUGUUGAACAUCAGUGAUCCCGAAGACAAGCUUGUCUAUGAAUUUCAUCAAUACCUCGACUCCGAUGGAUCCGGAACCUCCGCCACCUGUGUGAGCAGCACCAUUGGUGCUGAGCGUAUCGCCGAUGCCACUGCCUGGCUCAAAGCCAACAACAAGAAGGGUGUCCUCGGAGAAAUCGCCGGUGGUGUCAACGCUGACUGUGAAUCUGCUAUCUCUGGUACGUUGAAUGCUAUGGCUGCCGAUAACGAGUACUGGUUGGGUGCUUUGUGGUGGGGCGCUGGUCCAUGGUGGGGUAAUUACAUCUACUCUUUCGAGCCACCUUCCGGUGUCGCUUACGUUCAAUACUUCAAGACCCUUGUCAGCUAUGUAGCAUAAGGGGUGUCGAUUUGAAGUGUGGCCUGGGAAGUAGGCUUUCGAUUCGUCUGUGUACAUAUGUUUUAGCAUGAGCCUUCUGGAGGCAUUUGCUCGGGAGGUCCUGUUUUAGUGGAAGAUCAAAAGAGACUAGAGAAAAUCUUGAUCCGCUUUCAACCUUGAGUAUCUUGACUCCAACUUCGUGAUUUCAUGCAUGGUGCACAUGAUACUUCUCCCUUGAUGAUUAUAGCCGUCAUAUUUCCGAAUACUGACCGUACUAAUCUUGUGUAACGACUGGAAGCUUACGCGGAAUUGUGAUUGACAAGCUUAAGCACCUCUGCUUCAAACCACUCCACACACGAUGGCAUCCCACUUGCAAUUGCCAUUCUCAAGCAAUCGAAAAUCCCAUAACGAUCUGGUGCACACAAAUGUGUUCUAGACUAUAA
This is a messenger RNA of Sclerotinia trifoliorum, 1869 nucleotides long. The record is from the annotation of a GenBank genome assembly. NCBI's taxonomy places the organism in Eukaryota, Fungi, Ascomycota, Leotiomycetes, Helotiales, Sclerotiniaceae.